Messenger RNA from Peniophora sp. CBMAI 1063, 1911 nucleotides. The record is from the annotation of a GenBank genome assembly. NCBI's taxonomy places the organism in Eukaryota, Fungi, Basidiomycota, Agaricomycetes, Russulales, Peniophoraceae.
AUGGACGACCAUGCGCUCGCCGUUGCAAGAGAUCACAAUGCCAGAGCGUCUAUCAAUCGCAAGCUCUCGAAUGAGAUCCUGUGCGAUAUCUUCCUUGCGCUUGCCCUUCUCGACAUACCGUCUCUGGAGCGCCCGCAGGGCUGGUUUCUUCAAGUGAAUGGCGUAUGUAGGCGCUGGCGCUAUGUUGCCGUAGGAUACGCCGAGUUAUGGGGCGCAAGCGCUGGAUCUUUCCCGUCCGAUGACAUGACCGAUCUCGCUAUCUCUCGCGCCCGCGGGUCUCUUCUACGCCUUGACGGACAUUUCGAAGACCAUUCAGGUCCCGGCUAUGUGCUCACCGAGUAUCAACUCUCGCUCAUUGAAAAACACCAUGACCGACUUCGUUCCCUGGUGCAUGAUGAUUACCUCGAAUGGCCUGAGCUAUUGUAUCGCUUGAAAUCCUUCCCCAAACUCGAGAUGGCCAGAAUAUGGGAUGACCCGGGGCCCAAUAGAUGGGAUGCCAGUGUGCCGAUCGAUGUUCCCCUUUUACGUGGACUCUACAUGAACAACGUUCUUGUUCCGUUCAGUGCGCCGGCGCUUCGCCAUCUACGUGUGGAUAUGGACAACCGCAAUUGGCGUGCCAGCGAAAAGCUGCUGGACCCCGAUGAAUCCUUGCCUAUCCUUGAAGGCUGUGAAGCGAUUCCGAGGGUGUUCCCUGCGCGCGAGUUCAUCGAGUUCUUAAAGCGGUCGCCUCUGUUGGAAAGGCUCAUCAUAACUGAUAUGCCCCUUCUGUGCGCGGAAGAUAUGCCGUCUGUCUUCGACUUCUAUGCCGAUCUCCCUCGAUUGCGCGUGCUGCAUCUGGGGGGAAAGUCCUUAGCGAUGGGAGAUUUCGUUCGGAGACUGAGAGUCGUACAGUCGGAUGUACAGAUCUUCAUCGACACCGAUGUCCUGGAACAUGGGAAAGACGAUUGUGAGCCGACGUUGGCGCAUGUGAUAGCAGAAUGGAUUCGCUUGCCCAUAUACGAUAGCCUGAGACUUAGCCGCACACCGUCAUACGACCUUCUUAUGCAGAUGUGGUCGUCAGAAGCGACCAAUACUGGUCCUCUAGACUACGCGGCAUCUCUCGGGGCAACAGACUCCCCAUCAGGGCCCGCCGUCUCAUUCAGAUUGCCCAGUCUCGCUCGCAAUGCUCUCCAACGUGACGCGUUCAAUCAUCCAUAUCUGCCAUUGGAGAAGUGGGAACUCAGUGGGGCAGCAAAUAACUGGCAGGGCGAGCGUUACAGGCGCAAUGUGGCGAGGAUCUUCUACGAACGAGCGAUGCGCAACUUGGGAUUGGACCGCCCGUUUCAUCGGGGGUCUUGGAGCAAGGGUGAAUCACUUACAUCGCCGUCCUGGGCACUGGAGUCAUUCUCGACGGUCAAGUACUUGGACUAUACCGAUGCUCCAAGUGACGGUGCCUACUCCGUACGGAGAGAGGGACAGCAGACCACAGACAUCGAGCAGAGUCACUUGGUCUUCCGCGCAUGUCACGCCACACAUAUAACGGUCAAUUGGUCGUACCUCGGUCCUUUGCCACCCCACCUUGUCGCAAGCCAUCAUUUCACGCCAGUGGUAGAGCAUGUGACACUUGUGAACUUUCCCUGCGCUGGGUUCUCUACCCAUAAACGAUAUGACGAAGAGACGAAUGCCGAGGCCUGGUCGAAACUACAGGCGUGUCUCAAAACCCGACACGAGUCAGGACAGCCACCGCUUGCACUGAGGCUGGCCGAAUCCGACUCUGAUAUGUCGAACAUGGCCCGCUCGUUUGAGCCAGAGUACGUGCAUACUCUCCGGGGUUCAUACAAAGACGCCGUUAGAGCCGUGACGCAGACGGGAUACAAAAGCGUUGCUCCGUACUUGAAGGGUUUCGAUGACCUGCGUAUCCAUACCUUAUAG